AUCACAGACUGCCCGCCUGGCUCUGCAUCGCAUUGCUUUGCAAGACUAGGGGGAACCGUCUGUCUCUCUGCAGUGGAGCUACGACAAGUUCCGUAGCAAGUUGCACAACCCCGACAAGUUCCAGCGCAGGAAAAGUGGUCGCCAGAGAGGGUCCUGCAUGUUAGCUCUCAGAUCUUCUUUUGUUGGACAUUUGCCGUCGAAUCUACUGUGUAGAUCCAAAUUCAGCAGUCAUGGAGACAAAUUAAAACCGUGUCCUUUUCCACUUAUCCAUGUAGCUCACUGAAGGUAGUACGUAGGUCGGUACUUGAAGAUGACCAGACUGAGGUUGUUGAAGAAGUGGUCUGAUUGAAAAGUGAUCUGCCUAAUUGCUGGAGCAACACUGGACUGAGAAAGUUUGUCAAUAUUAGACGCAAACAUGCUGACCGUGGUGGAGUUGUUGAGCUCGUGGCUAAUCUUGCUACAUUUCACCUCUAGGAUAUCGGCACUAUCAAUAUCUCCGGAAGAAGCAAACCAGUUCUUAUGGAGACAGAGGCGAGCAUACCAAGUUUUUGAGGAGACGAAACAAGGGCAUUUGGAACGAGAGUGCGUCGAAGAGAGAUGCAGCAAGGAGGAGGCGAGGGAAGUGUUUGAAAAUGACCCCGAGACGGAGUACUUUUACCCCAAGUACAUGGCAUGUGUGGAGAAAUUUGGGGAUGGAGAAGCAAAGAAGCAAGACCUUAUUACCUGCGUCCACAAUAUUCCGGACCAGUGUUCCCCAUCGCCCUGUAACCCCAGAGGGACGGUGCGGUGUGAGGACAGGAAGGGAGAGUUCAAAUGCCACUGUUUCACAGGAUGGAGUGGACAGAAGUGUGACCAAGAUGUGGAUGAGUGUGCUGAUGAAAAUGGUGGGUGUGACCAUGACUGUCAGAACACCAUGGGUAGCCACCACUGUUUCUGUCACCCUGGUUACCAGUUAUCUGGACGCUACAGCUGUGUCGAUGUGGAUGAGUGCGAAGUGAGCCCUGAUGUGUGUGGGACUGCGCGGUGUUCAAACCUGGUUGGUGACUAUGAGUGCCUGUGUGAAGAGGGAUACGUGUAUGACAACAAUACUAAGAGCUGCUUGGAUGUGGAUGAAUGUGAAUCUCAGCUGUGCGAGGAAGAGUGUGUGAAUACUCCUGGGAGUUUUCGGUGCUACUGUGAUGGACGUCAAGGGAAGAAGCUGUCUGAAGACCUGAGGACAUGUGAGUCUAUAGAGCCGUGUAUGCCUCUGGACCUGAAGCGCAACUCGCGCUCCCUGUAUCUGGGUCGCAUGUUCAGCGGGUCGCCGGUGGUCCGCCUCCGCUUCAGGCGGAGAGUUCAGACGGGCUUCACAGCAGAGUUUGACCUGAGGACCUUUGACCCGGAAGGAGUCAUCUUCUUCGCGGGCGGCCAUCUUAACAGCUCCUGGAUCGUGCUGGCCAUCCACCACGGCAAGCUGGAGCUGCAGCUGAAGUACGGAGCCGUUAGUCGCAUCACCAGCAGUGGCCCCCAGGUCAACGACGGGGAGUGGCACAAGAUCUCCGUGGAGGAGCAGGGGAGGAGUCUUGUGAUAAAGAUUGAUCGUGAGGCGGUGAUGAAGAUCGCUGUGAACGGAGAUCUCUUCACGCUGAAGAAGGGCCUGCACGAGCUCAACCUCACCGUGGGCGGCAUCCCCUUCAAACAGGACAGCCUUAUCAGCAAGGUGAACACGAGGCUAGAUGGCUGCAUGCGCGACUGGCACUGGUUAACGGGAGAGGACUCGUCCAUCCAGGAGACGGUGCGCAACAACGACCACAUGCAGUGCUUCUCCAGGGUGGAGCGCGGAGCCUUCUACAACGGCUCUGGAUUUGCCUUCUUCAAUCAUAGCCAUGGUGACCCGACGUCGCUGAAUGUUGUCUUAAACCUACGGCCGGCCUCCACCGUGGGCGUUCUCUUUGCACUCGUUCGCCAAGAUGACGUGCCUUUCUCCAUCUCCCUCUCCGACUACCACCCUGUGAAGAAAGAAUGGAGUGAGCAUGUGCUGGUGUCUAUGGGUGACACUGUGGUGGCCAGUGCGUCCGUGUCCUUGUGUGGUGGCUCGGAGGCUCACCUGGUCAACGUGACCGUGUCCGGCAACCUGACCCUGCUGGAGGUGGACGGACAGCCGGGGGAUACGGAAGCUUCCGAGGAGGGCCGGGAGCCGCUCGACCUCAACGCGCCUUACGGGACCUUCAUCGGGGGGCUACCAGAUGUGUCUGUGGUGUCCACUCCCGUCUCAGCUUUCUACGCAGGCUGUAUGGAGGUGACCGUCAAUGGGAACAUGUUGGACUUGGAUGGGGCUCAGCACAAGCACAACGAUAUACAUUCCCAGUCAUGCCCUCUAGUGGGGACAUAGUGUUUAUGCAGAUGUUUGUUGGCACCGACACGAAUUUUGUUUCAAACACGUUGCCUUUUACGUUCUCUGCGUUUCAACGUCACCACCCUAUAUGCAUACCAUGCGGAGGAGUGCUAUGGUGAGCCCAUCCAUUAGGCUACCUGCCAUUUUAAGACUUUUAUCCAUUAUGAUUAAUGAUUACCAAUUACUCACACUAACGUCAGCCUCCGUGAAUCCAGUUCAGCUGUAAAAAUAGACUGUACAGCUAUUUUUUAUUUCCUGUGAUAACUCUGACCGGUAAUACUCCUAUCAAUCACAGAAUGCUUUUUUUAUUUCUCCAACUUGUAAGGGAUGUUAACUAGAAUGUAGCCACCAGUUUUCGUCAUUACCACCAUUAUCGUUAGCUUCUUGCUUUAGCAAACAAACAGUGCUUAUAAACGAGCAAAAAAAUGUAUUUUGAUAAGUACUGCCUCGAGUAGUUAAAGGAAUGCUACACCAUAGCACACGUCGCGUAGACUGUAAAAGUAUUGUAUAUAAGAUAGUCACUGAGACACAUUUGGGGCUGGCAUUUAUAAUGUGUGUGUGUUUGUGUGUGUGUGUGUGUGUGUGUGUGCUGGGCGUCCGUGUAUGAGGCGUCUGGCAAUAGAGACACACAACAUUGCACAACCCCAUGUAAGCUACUGAGUAAAAAUGCACUGUAAUGUAGUUUAUAUGUAUAUAUACAUAACUGUACAGUGCUUUUAGGUCGAAGGCGCCGAAAGAAGAUGGGAGGCGUCGCUACCACGGUUUCACAUUACCCUCACGAGCGUACCGUACACAGUACACCCAUAACCGUUUGCUUGUGUCUGCCAUAACGAUUGGGGCAUUACGUGCCCGGUCCAAGCGAAUGAAAUGUAAAGAUGUGCUGAGCCGCACAACAGGACUGGCCACAGAAACAGAAAAACAGACAAAGAAACAAUGUUGAAAUCUGCUUUGCCUUUAAAGUUUUACCUGUAUUUUGAAGCCUCUAAGGGCUUAGAGGGCGUAGCCUUUUUUUGGGAGGGAGGGUGGUUGGGUUGG
This is a messenger RNA of Engraulis encrasicolus (European anchovy), 3409 nucleotides long. It is a transcript of the gene gas6, whose product is annotated as growth arrest-specific 6. NCBI's taxonomy places the organism in Eukaryota, Metazoa, Chordata, Actinopteri, Clupeiformes, Engraulidae. The record is from RefSeq and is a predicted model, not a curated record. Gene Ontology annotation, molecular function: calcium ion binding. Gene Ontology annotation, cellular component: extracellular region. Bases 416 to 2371 code for a protein of 651 amino acids. The transcript is spliced from 15 exons.